AUGCUAAACAAUAGCGGAAUUAGUAAUAGUUCAUCUUAAUAAGGAAGAUCUUCCUCAAGUGUAUAAUAAUAACAAAGAGUAUAAACGAUAACUAUUUAAAGAUCUGGAAGUUAAGAUCCUAAUAACCAAUAUGAAAGCUUAUCUUAACAGUAUUCAUUAAUAAAAAAUAUAGUUAAUAAUAAUUCAAUUUAGUUAUCACCUUCUUCUAAUGCAAGUGGUGGAAUGAACAUGCUCAAUUAAAAAAAAGCUAAUGAUUUCGGUUAAUUGCCUAACAACAGCGGUAUUUAAAGUUUAAAUAAUAAUGUAUUCAGUAAAUUGAAAACAUUAUCUUCAAGAUCUAGUUUACAUUCUUAAGAUAAUUAAUAAUCAUAAGAGUAAGCUUAAUACUAUCAAUAGCAAUCUUAAUAACUUUAGCAAUAAUCAAAUUACAUUAAUAACACUUUGGAGUCAGAAAAAUCAAAUUUCUAAAGCAACUCAUUGGUUAAUCAACUCAAAUUAGAAAUAGAAGUCCUCUCAAAUAAAUAUGAAGAUGCUUUAGAAAGACUUGCUGCUUCAGAAAGAAAAACGCCUUCUUAAUAAAUUAACAAUAGCGAAUAAAUACAUUAAUAAAUAGAUGAUAUAAGUGUAGCAAAGAUUGAUUAUUUAUAGAAAUAACUUUAAUUAUCAUAGUUAUAGCUUGAAAAAGAAAAAGAAAAGGCUUUGAAAGUUAUCUUAAAACUAGAAAAGGAUUUAGAUGGUUAGCAAAGUUCGUUUGAUUUUGAGAAACUUAAAUUAUCUAGCCAAAUAGAAUCUUUAAAUGCUAUUAAUGAUUAACUGUAAAAAGAAAUAAAUAAACUUAAGUCUAUUCAAAAAGAAUCAGUUUUGAUUAGUUAAGAAAAAGAUGAUGCUGAAUCAGUAGUUAAGGAGUUAAGAAAAUAAAAUUAGAUGUUAACUGAUUAAAUAAAUUCGUUAAAUUAAAAUUUUAAUCUUUAGAAGUAAUCAUAAGAUAAAUAAGAUAAAUAAACAUUAAUUAUUUUGCAAGAAUAAACUGAAAAAUUUGAAAAAGAGAUUUUAGUGUUGAAAAAUCAAAAAUAAGAGGAUGAAAAACAAAUAAAUAGCUUAAAACAGCAGAUUUAGUUAAUACAAUUAGAAAAGAGUGAUUUCUUAUCUGUGAAUUAAUCACUUAGAUAAAAUUAAUCAGUGCUUGAAGAUUAAUUAUAAAUUUUGUAAAGUUAAAGUUAAGAAAACGAGAAGGUUAAAAGGUCUUCAGCCAAAAGCGAUUUUGAAAGAGAAAAAAAUGAACUUGUUUAGAAUAUAAAAAAUCUAGAAUAAUAAAUUUUAGUUUUGAAAAAAUAGAACUUUGAUGAUCUUUAAAAUAAUAAGAAAAUUGAAGAAUAAGAUUUAUAAAUUUAGAAACUCAAAAAUGAAAUCAGAGAAGCAACAAUUAAGCAAUAAAAAUUAGAAUAGUUAAAUGGGUAGAUAUAAUUAGAAUGCGAUAUAUUGAGAUCUAGUAAAAGAGAAAAUGAAUAGAGUCAAGAAUAAAGGAAAUAAUUGUAUGAAAAAGCUAUAAAUGACAAAGAUUAAAUAAUUAAAUAAUUAAGAGACACUUUAAAUGAGAACUAGUAGAUGUUCCAACAAUUAUAAACAUAAUUAAAUAUAAAGAUUGAAAUAAUAGCAAACCUUGAGAAAGAAAAUCAAAACACAAGGAAGCUCUACGAAGAUAGAUUAACUACAUCGUAAUAAGAUUUCGAAUAGCUCAAAACUUAGUUGAAAGAUUAAAUAGAAUAAAAGAAUAAAUAAGUUGAACAAAUUCAGUCUUCCUUUAUGAGAGAUAUGGAGUUACUUAAAGAAUAAUUUUCUCUUAAGGAAGCAGAAUAACUUGAUAUAUAAAAAUAAGCUGAUGAAAUGAGGUAGUAACUCUUAGAUGUUAUAGAAGAAAAACAAUCAUGGCUUUAAAAAUACGAAAAAGUUUUUGCAGAAUAGUAAAGUUUAUCAGAAUCUUUAGGAAAAAGUUAAAAAGAAUGUAACUCUCUUCAAGAAAAGCUCUUUUCUUUGUAAAAUGUAGAAUAAAAAUAGCUAGAAGAUAUUUUGAAACUUAAAAAUGAAAUACAAAUAGCUUCUGGAUAAUAAGGUUAAGCUUCUAAUUAAUUGAAAUAGGCCAAUCAAAAAAUUUAAGAGUUAGAAAACAAAAUUAUUCUACUUAACUUAGAAAACCAAAAAGUGAUAACAGAGAAAGAAGAAAUUAACUUCAAGUUAAAUCAAGCAAACCACGAACAGGAUAUUUUAAAAAAAUAAAAUGAAGAAUUUAAAAACUAAUUAGAAUAACUUAAAAAUUAAAUAUUAUAAGAAAAAAAUAAAUCAAAUGAAUAAAAUUAAGUAAUUUAGAAGUUGUAAUAAUAAGCCAAAGAAGAAGAAGUAUUAAAAGAAAAUUUAAUGUCUAAGAUUGAUAGUUUGUAAUAAUUUUAAUAGAAAUAUCAUGAUGCAUCCUUAUAACUUGAAUAGUUUAAUAUAAAUAUAUAAGAAUUUUAAAAAUAAAUUAAAGAUUUGUCAUAAAUAAAAGACGAAAGUUAAAUUAAAAUCAAUAAACUAAAUUCAGAAAACUAUGAAGCAACAUAAUAACUAAUGAAAGAAUAAGAAUUAAACUCUACAUUAAAAGGAGAAGUUUAACACUUGCAGUUACAGAUUACUUAAAAAAAUGGAGAAUUAUCUUCUUAAUAUGAAUUGCUUAACAAUAAAUUGAAAGAAUAUGAAGAGAAGGAGUAGAAAUUAUUAAUUUAAAUUUCAUAAUUAAAAAUUUAAGAUCAAGAGUAAGAAUAAAAGCUCAUCAAAGAAAGAGAUGAAUUGCAUUCUAAAUUAAUUAAUUUAGAUAUAAGUACCUAAAACAUUAUGUCUAAACAUUAAGAAGAAAGAAAUAAUUAUGAAAGAAAGCUUUUUGAUUUAAAUAACUUAUGUAAUGAAGCAAAAUAGUAGAAUAUUUUAAGUACUGAUAAAUUAACAUAAGUUACCAGAGAAUUAGAAUAACUUAAAGAAACUAAUAAAUAAAAAUAAAAUUAAGUUUCCGAGUUGACUUUAAAAUUAGAAGAGGUAACAAAGCUUAAAAUCACUGAUUCUUCAAAGAUUUAAGAGCUAUAAUCAUAAGUUGAUUUUGUUAAGCAAGAAAAAGAUAGAGAAAUUAAAAAAUCUAUUGAAUUAUAAAAAAAUUUAGAUGGCUUAAUUGCUUCAACUAGUCAAAAAGAUUAAGAGAUAAAUUUAUCAAAAAUACAGAUACAAGAAUUAAAUAGAUAAAUCUUAGUAAGUAACGAAACUAUAUAAAGCUAUAAAAAGCAAGUAGACAAUCUCCAAGAAAGCUAUGAAAAACAGUUAUCUGAACUUUCAACAUUUAAUGAAGAUUUAAAAAGAUCUAAAUUAUUGGAUGAUGAGAGAAUCUAAGAGUUAACAAUGAAAACAUCAUAGAUCGAAGAGUAAAUGGACCUUAGAAAUUCUCAGCAUCUUUAAAUGAGUGAAGAAUUUAGGAAAAACGAAGAACAUAGAUUCUAGUUACUGUGCUAACAGAUGGAAAUAGAAAAAUAACAAUUUUUGAAAGAUAUUUAAGAUUUAACUUUAAAACUUGAAAAAUGUGAAAAGGAAUUAGAUGAAGAAAAAAAUUAGUUUAUCUACUAGCUUGAAUAAUUUAGAGAAGAGAAAUCUUAAUUGCUUAAGCAAAUUGAAGAGGAAAAAAGUAUUAAAGAAAAUACAAUAUUCCAAAUUUAACAACAAUUUGAAGAGCAAAAGAUCUAAUUCAGUUUGAAAUUGAAUGAUUUAAUGAAUAAUUAGGAUAAACAUAUAAAGAGUAUUAAUAAAGAAUUUGAAGAAUCAAAAAAGAGAGAUCAGCUUGAAAUAGAAUCAUUGAGAAAUUAAAUUGAUGAAGUAAAAGAAAGUUCAAACAUCCAAAUUUUAAAUUUAUCAUAAUAAUUAGAAGAAGUAAAGAUGCAAGAAUAAGAAAAAGUAUCUGCUGUUUUAUAGCAAAUGUUAGAGUAAAAGUAAACUGAAGAAAAAUAGAUAACUAAUUUAACUUCUUAGUUGGAAGUAAAGUCUUAAGAAUUAACUUAGCUUAAGAUUUAAAUAUAAUAAAAUUCACAUUUUGAGGUUUAGCUCUAAGAUGCUGAAAAUAAACUUGCAGGCUAAGUUCAAUAAAUUGAAAAUUUGCAAAAAAUAAAUUAAAAUCAACAAGUAUAAUUAGAGUAACUCAAUUUGCAAAUUUAAAAUUUCUAAGACCAUAUAUAGUAAAAAUCAAUGAAAUAUUCUACGAGUGAAGUAAACUUUUCAGAAUAAAUUGAAAAGCAAUAAGAAUUUAUUGAUAAACUAAAAUCUUAAGUAUCUGAAUUAGAAUUAAAUAUUUAAAAACUGAAUCUUAAUUCUACACAAGAAAAAACAAAAUUGAAUUUAGAAAUCGAAAAACUAAACUAAACUAUAUAGAAAUAGCAAAGCGAUUAUAAUUCGUCUAUUUAUAAACUUAAUUGUUAAAUAGAAAUUUAUAAAAAUGAAAUCAAUGUAUUUUAAUCUUAAAAUAAUUCUAUUUAGUCAAGUAAAGACACCUUCCUUAAAGAAUAUGAAAAACUCCAAGAAGCGAACUCGAAAUUAGUUUUAAGUAAAUCAGAAUUAGAAAUGGAGUUAGAGAUUCUUAAAAACUAAAUUUAACACACUCAAUAAGCAACUAUUUUAGAAUUUGAAGGUUUUAGGCAAUUAAAUGACAAGAGGAUAAAAGAAAUUCUUGAAAAGGAUGAAAAAAUAUAAGAUUUGCAAAACCAACUCCAUUAAAGAGAUAUAAAAAUGCUUUAGUUUAAAUAAAAUGAUGUUGGUCUUGCCAGAUAAAUUGAAGAUCUUUAAUUGUAAGUAAAAAAUUUAGAAAUAGAAAGAAAUUAACUGUAAUAGAGCUAUUAGAAAUUUUAAGAAAGAAUAUAGUAAUUGGAAGGUUAGAAGUAAUAGUUUAGAGACAAAUAUAAAAAAAUAGUUUAAUAGUCAACAAGUGAAUUCCUAGCUCUCAAGAGCUAAGUUGAAAAUUUAGCAAAAAAAGAUGCCAAUAGUUCUAUUGAUUCAAGUAUUAGAUAUCAAAGCGAAUCCAUAAAUUUAAAGAUGAAGGAAGAACUCACUCUCAAAAAUCAAGAACUUUAAAAAGCUUACGAGUUUAUUUAAAGCAAAAAGCAAGAGUGUUCUGUUUUAUCAUAACAAUAUGAAGUUUUGAAAUAACAGCUCGAAAAAAAAGCAGCAUCAAACUCACUUUAGAAUUCUAUGGAAUAGGAUGGUAAUGAAGAAUUAACACACUUAAAGCAAGAAAAUGAUUUACUUAAAUAAAAAAAUAAAACUCUUUUGCAGAAUAUUGUUGAACUAGAAACAAAAUAAAAAUCAUAACAAUAGAUGUAUACUUAAUCUGAUUCUAUAGAUAAAUAUUAAGAUACCCAAUAAUCAGGUUUUUCAAUGAAAUAAGAUAAUUACAUUUUUACUGAGUAAAAUAUUAAACAAGCCCCAAUUGCUACUUAGCAAUCAUCGACAUCUUCAACAAAAAUAAAAUAAAGUUUGGUUAAUCCCUAUCACCACUAUAUACCUCUUCCUCCUACUACAGAAACUUAAAGAAACAAUAAUAAGAUUAUAUAUAGCAUAAUUAAUAACCAAGUUCCCAACAAUGAUUAGAGAUAUUAAUAAAAGAUGGGUAUCCGAAACAAUAGUUUUUCUAAUUAAAAAAUGUAUGCAUAGUAAAAUUAAUAAAUUUUCCUUUCUCCUUAAACUAAAUGA
Tetrahymena thermophila SB210 is the source of this 5748-nucleotide messenger RNA. RefSeq lists its product as hypothetical. NCBI's taxonomy places the organism in Eukaryota, Ciliophora, Oligohymenophorea, Hymenostomatida, Tetrahymenidae. The transcript is spliced from 14 exons. The record is from RefSeq and is a predicted model, not a curated record.